AUGAUGGUAGACAAAGCUAUGCUAGAUGAUACUGGUGCAGCUCAUUUUCCUCUUGAACAUGCCCAUGGAACUAUGCUUCUCAUGGAUGAACCUCCACCUACAUAUGAAGAUCCGAAGAUCGACUUUAGCAGUGGAUGGAAAGAUCGUAUCUUUGCUAUCAUCUUUUACAUUCAUGUAAUUGGUGUAAUCAUUGUUGGAUUAGUAUUAGGCUUACCGGCCUNAAAUUUGACCGAAAAUAUUAUGGAGAAGAAGGCUAUGUUAGAUGAUACUGGUGCCGUCCAUAUACCUCUUGAACCUGCCCAUGGAGCCACGCUACUCAUAGAUGAACCUCCACCUGCAUAUGAAAAUCCGAAGAUCGACUUUAGCAGUGGAUGGAAAGAUCGUGUCUUUGCUAUCCUCUUUUACAUUCAUGUAAUUGGUGUAAUCAUUGUCGGAUUAGUAUUAGGCUUACCGGCCUUAAUUGCAUCGAUCAAGGAAAAUUCAUGGAAUCAACUCAAGGCAAAUUUAUCUAAUCAAAUCAAGGCUAACUCAUCCAAUCAAGUGACGGAAAAAUCAUUCGAUAUCAACGUUAAGAUAUUCCUGUUUGCAUUGGGUACUGCAGCAGGUCUAGGCAUACUUGUAUCGUUUCUUACUUUCUUUCUUCUACAACAAUGUGCUGGUCGAAUUAUCAAAGCUUCAUUUAUUAUAACGCGAAUUCCAUUUGCUGAAGCCCAUUUAGGAGCAGGCUGUGCUGUAUUACGUAGUCAUCCUUCAUUGCUAUUAAUCGCCUUCAUCAUGCUCAUCGUUGAAUUGUUAUGGUUCGUCCUCUGGUUUCUUAUGGUAUUAGGUAUUCAACGUGCUUCAAACAAUACGAUUUUAAUUUUUAAUACUAAUACAACAACGAAUGUAAAUAAUGGAACAAAAUUUAAUAUGAUCAACACAAAGUCCACACCGAUCUAUACAGUUCCUCCUAUGACCACUAGAAUGCAGAAAUUCACCGAUACAGCAAGAUAUUCUAUGGAUAAAAACUCAAAAUCGAUCAAUAGCACAAAGAAGAGAAUAAAUGAUGAGAUUCAAUGGUUCAAUGCUACAGAUGAUUCGACAUCUUCUAAACAGGGACAAUCACAUCGUAUUGUUUCUUAUAUCAUUUUAUUUCUUGUAUUAUUAUCAUGGUAUUGGGGCGCAACAACCUUUGGAAAUAUAACUAAUUUCGUUACGGCAUGUGCUGUUGGCCAUUGGUGGUUUACUGGUGAAGGCAGUCGACAGUAUACCAUUGGAGCAAGUGUUAGGCGAGCAUUUACUACUAAUUUUGGAACCAUCUGCCUCGGUUCUCUUCUUGAGGCUAUUAUCAAAGCUCUACGCUCUUGUGUAGGUAAAGAUCGUCGCAAGAAUAUCAUUGCUACUAUUGCUGAUUGUAUUCUUCAAUUACUUGAAAAACUUAUCGGUUAUCUCAAUGAAUGGGCAUUUAUUUAUUCAGCACUUACUGGUCAAACAUUUGUUCAAGCUGGUCGAAGUUUUAUUGAGUUGUUUAAAAAGCGUGGUUGGACAGCAAUUAUCAACGAUGUGCUCGUGGGAACUACCAUGAUGAUUGUCAAUAUUGCUAUAGGCCUCACUUCCUCUAUAGCUGGCGGUCUCUUAAUCUACUUUUUUAUGUCGGAUUCACCAGAGAAAAUUAUAACGAUUAUUAUUGCAUCUAUCAUCAGCUUUAUUAUUAGUGUAUUGAUGAGUGCAGUUAUGGCAUCAAUUUUAAGUUCGUGUGUUCGUACAAUAUUCGUCUGCUUUGCUCUGAAUCCGGCAGCACUCGGUGCAACCCAUCCUGAUCAUCUACAAGCUUUAACCAAUGCUUGGAACAAAUUUUAUCCGCAGGAAUUUGCCACUAGUGGCUAUGCUCAACAUUUACCGAAGCCAACUAUGUCAAAAGACCUUUGA
Molecule: messenger RNA, 1908 nt
Organism: Rotaria sp. Silwood2
Lineage: Eukaryota; Metazoa; Rotifera; Eurotatoria; Philodinida; Philodinidae
Source: the annotation of a GenBank genome assembly